CGCCGGCCGCCCGUUGACUAUCCAUCCAUCUAUCCCUCGCUCCCCGGCGUCGCUAGGGAAAUCCUUCACCCGUUCGCGAGUUUCUUGUGGGUCUCUUGGCGCCUAAUAGAAAUUUAUGACAAAUUUCUUGUCUGGACAAUAAGAGACAUCCUCUAAGGGCAAUUAGCAGCGCUCUAUAAAAGAGCGCGAAUACUUGACCGGGCGACAGACUCUUUCUCACCGUGUUACGAUGGAGACGCCGGUCGGUAGCGCGUGCGGUUGUGGUCUAGCGAAGACAUGUGCGUUACUGGGCCAAAUGGCCCAAGAUGCCCACCUCCGCAAACUUGCCGAGGCAAUCAAUCCCCAGUCGCGACGGAGGAGAACCAGCAGCAACACCAAACCGUUCCCGGUCCGAGGUGACCGAACGAAUUAUGUCAACUUGCCGCAUGUCAUCGCGAUGGUGGGUUUGCCUGCUCGAGGCAAAACCUACAUCGCAAAGAAACUCACUCGUUACUUGAACUGGAUUGGAAUCAGUACCAGAGUCUUCAACGUGGGAGAAUACCGUCGUCAAGCCACCGAAGCCUACAAGAGCCAUGACUUUUUCCGGCCAGACAACACGGAGGCCAUGGCAGUCCGUAGCAAAUGCGCUCUCGACGCCCUUGAAGACAUGUGCAAAUGGCUCGAGAACGAAGAAGGCGAGGUUGCCGUGUAUGACGCCACGAAUACCACGAAGGAUCGAAGGAAGCUCAUACAUGACGUCGUCUGCGAACGCUACGGCUUCAAACUGUUCUUCGUCGAGAGCUACUGCGACGAUCCGAACAUCAUCGAAGCGAACAUUCGCGAAGUCAAGGUCAACAGUCCCGAUUACAAGGGCUACAUGAAUCAAGACAAAGCCCUCGAGGACUUCAUGCAGCGAAUCCACCACUACGAGCUCUGCUACGAAAGUCUCGACGAAUCGGAGAACUACUCAUUCCUCAAGCGAAAUCGGGGCAGAAUGGAACAGGAGCAGGUUAGCAACGCGCGGGAUCACGCAGGGGUCUACAAUACGGGACAGAAAGUUGUCGUCCACCGACACGAAGGCCAUAUCCAGUCCAGAGUCGUGUACUAUCUCAUGAACAUUCACAUCAUGCCGAGGUCCAUCUACCUCACGCGGCAUGGCGAAAGUGAACUCAAUCUGCAAGGCCGUAUUGGCGGCGACGCUGAUCUCUCCGCGAGAGGCUGGGAAUAUUCCAGAGCGUUGGCGAAGUUCAUAAAAGAUCAAAACAUUCCGAGACUCCGAGUUUGGACUUCCCAGCUCAAGAGAACCAUCCAGACAGCCGGAGGCAUCGAUGCGCCCCAGGAGAGGUGGAAGGCACUGAACGAAAUCGACGCGGGAAUUUGCGAAGAAAUGACCUACGAGGAAAUUCAGGAGAAAUUCCCCUCCGAGUUCGCCGCUCGGGACCAAGACAAGUUCCAUUACCGCUAUCCUCGCGGCGAAUCGUACGAGGAUCUCGUCGCGAGGCUCGAGCCCGUCAUCAUGGAGCUGGAGCGUCAGGAGAACGUUCUCGUGGUCGCUCACCAGGCUGUGCUCCGGUGCCUUCUCGCCUACUUCCUCGACAAGAACUCCGAGGAACUGCCGUAUUUGAGGGUUCCACUUCAUGCUAUUCUGAAGCUGACGCCAUUGGCCUACGGCUGCGAUCUACAAGUGUUCCAGAUCCCGAUUGAAGCCGUCGACACCCACCGCGACAAACCUUCGAACGAAGAAUCGACCGAGCAAGACUCAAACCAACCCUUAGUUUAGCACAAGAAUGUGCAGACAAACCGUGCAGCGCAAGAAGCCUUGGCGACGGUGCCUCCGCACUUCUGAAAAUGAAGAUGACAUGCGCUCGUUGCCGCAAGAUGCAACUCUUCCAGCGUCGUAAAAUGAAGGACGGAGGAGUUGUUACAACCUAGUAUUAGUCGGUAUUCGAUAAUCCGAUUGGGAGUGGUAGUUCUACUAAAGUACUUGCUCGGCUCACCUCGUCGUGCAGACUCGUCUACAUUCGUUGAUUGUUAUUCAAAGCCCGACAUCAAACAACCAUGAGCUGAACCAUAGGUUGCUGCUUAUCUUGCUUUGUGAUAGCAAGACGGCCGUCGUAUCAUAAGUUCAUUCCAUGUUCACACUUUAGCCAUGUGUUGGACUUAUCAUCAUGACAAUUGUCUUCAUCUGCGGGAGUGUUCCGACCGCAAACGAAUCUUAUGAAGUUGUUCCAUAGACGCUCCCACAAGAUGGUGUUCCGAACAAGAAUACCUCCAUGGAGCGUUACCUGUUGAUACUUAGUCGACUUCCAUCGAUGAGAAUCAUCAAGGAAGCUCCAAGUCGCGUUGGAAUGAUUCUCCCCUUGCAUCGGAGACUUCGAAUGAUAUCACUCCAGGAGUGAUGAUCUUCUCGAGUCAUUCUACCAAACACAGUGUUCGACAAGAUGAGUGUUUCGCAAUAUAGUGGAAUGAGGAUCCUUAUGAAAAAUUUUUAAACUCGUUGGGGGCUGCGGAGCUUGAAAAUGUACUCCGAUUAAGUGUGCCUCAAUCGGGGUGGAGUUACUGUUUGUUCGCAGUGAAAAUACCAAUCAUGAAUCAGCUCGAGCAGGGAACGUCCAGCAUAGAGCCAGAACAAUAAAUGACGGAAUAUCUAUCCG
Molecule: messenger RNA, 2633 nt
Organism: Galendromus occidentalis (western predatory mite)
Lineage: Eukaryota; Metazoa; Arthropoda; Arachnida; Mesostigmata; Phytoseiidae
Product: 6-phosphofructo-2-kinase/fructose-2,6-bisphosphatase
Exons: 10
Coding region: 230-1759 (509 amino acids)
Biological process (GO): fructose 2,6-bisphosphate metabolic process; fructose metabolic process
Cellular component (GO): cytosol
Molecular function (GO): ATP binding; fructose-2,6-bisphosphate 2-phosphatase activity; 6-phosphofructo-2-kinase activity
Source: RefSeq, a predicted model, not a curated record